This is a messenger RNA of Purpureocillium takamizusanense, 1053 nucleotides long. Its product is annotated as Calcium/proton exchanger CAX-like. Gene Ontology annotation, biological process: intracellular calcium ion homeostasis; calcium ion transmembrane transport. The coding region runs from base 1 to 1053 and encodes 350 amino acids. Lineage: Eukaryota; Fungi; Ascomycota; Sordariomycetes; Hypocreales; Ophiocordycipitaceae. The transcript has 4 exons. Gene Ontology annotation, molecular function: calcium:proton antiporter activity. The record is from RefSeq and is a predicted model, not a curated record. Gene Ontology annotation, cellular component: fungal-type vacuole membrane.
AUGGAUCCCGAGCCGAACCGCGUCGCUGGAGAACGCACGCCCUUGUUCGCCGACGAGCAGUCAUCCAGAGACUAUAGCGACGUCAUUCUGCGUCAGCAGCGACCGCUUGCCUACACACUUUUUUUCGACCCCAACUACACGCCGGGCAAGGAUAGUGACACCUUGGUCGUCAGAAGCCUAGCUCACGUUUGCCAUGUCACCAAGGUGACACUUUACAGCGACUAUGUGAACUUCCUCCUGGUCAUGGUGCCCAUAGGCAUCGUCGCCGGAGCCGUGGGCUGGAGUCCGGCCACCGUCUUCACGCUCAACUUCUUUGCCAUCAUCCCUCUCGCCGCUGUCCUAUCCUUUGCCACAGAACAAAUUGCGAUGAAGCUCGGAGAAUCUAUGGGGGGGCUUUUGAACGCCACUUUUGGUAAUGCCGUGGAGCUAAUUGUCAGCAUCGUUGCCCUCAAAGAUGGCCAAAUCGAAGUAGUCCAGUCCUCUAUGCUUGGCUCUAUUCUAUCCAAUCUUCUCCUCGUCAUGGGCAUGUGCUUCUUCCUUGGUGGCCUUUGCCAUCGCGGCCGGACUGGGAGCGGCACGGAGCAAGGGUUUUCUGCUGCCGUUGCUCAAACCACAUGUUCCCUGAUGACGCUGUCGUCUGCUUCCUUGGUCAUUCCAGCGGCUGUCGCCCUCAUCCUGUCUCGGGCAACGGCAAUCAUCCUUCUUGUCCUCUAUAUUCUGUAUCUCAUUUUUCAGCUCCGGACGCAUAGCAACCUCUUUGACGCUGAGGGCCAGAACGCGGCAGAGCUCGAAGCGGAGGAGCAACCACGACUUGGUGCCAUCUCCGCCGCAGCUGUCCUCGUUGUUGUCACCGUUCUCGUGUCCAUCUGUGCCGAGUACCUGGUUGGAAGCAUCGACGACCUGGUCGACAGCGCAAACAUUAGCAAGGCCUUCAUUGGGUUGAUUCUGAUACCGAUUGUGGGGAAUGCCGCUGAGCAUGUCACCGCGGUGGUCGUCGCCCUGCGCAACAAAAUGGACUUGGCCAUGGGCGUUGCCAUGGGUUCCUCUAUUUAG